Messenger RNA from Stegodyphus dumicola, 1752 nucleotides. RefSeq lists its product as uncharacterized. Lineage: Eukaryota; Metazoa; Arthropoda; Arachnida; Araneae; Eresidae. The record is from RefSeq and is a predicted model, not a curated record.
AUGGGCAUAAGCAAGCUGACUGCAGAAGUAGAAAACAAUAUUGCUCCUACUGUGCAGAAGAACAUGGGAACCGUGAUUGCACAGCCCAACAACCACAGUGUAUCAACUGUGGUGAGGCCAACUCCCGCUAUGGCACCAAAUACAGCUACUUCCAUCCAGCCUAUGCUCCAGAAUGCCCACAAUACCAGCGCAAGGUACAGUCAAUCCGAGAUAAUACAGAAUACUGCUAAUCUUGAUUUAUCAAACGUCAUAAAUAAAGAUACAAUAUGCAGUACAUUAUCUAUCAAAUGUAUACAAAUAAAUUUACAGCGAGCAAAAGCAGCAGUUGCUCAACUAGCACAAUUUGCAGCAGCAGAAUUUGGUGCUGACCUGAUAAUGGCUCAGGAACCUUACACGCGAGACGGAAUUGCAGUGGGAUUUCCAUUGCAAUGGACAAUUUAUCAACAAGGAAAUGUAGAAUAUCCUCCUAGGGCCAUUAUUAUUAACUGCAACAAAAAAUGGUCUCCGGCUAUCGUAGCAAUUGAACGCGAUAAUGUUGCAAUCAUUAUAGAAGCACAAGAAGCAUCUUUACUGUUUAUCUCACAAUACUCUCCUCCUUCUGCAGAUAUUUUGGCUACUACACAGUUUCUUACAGAUACCCUGCAAAAGAUUAAAAUUCCUCUUAAAAUAAUUACAGGCGAUUAUAAUGCCCACAACACGGUUUGGGGGUAUGCUUCUACGAAUGACAAAGGAAGCCUUCUGGAGGAUUUUCUGUCUGCUAAUCAUCUUGUUUUACAUAACACAGCAGACGCGCCUCCGACAUAUGACAGAAUCUACGCACAAGGCUGGCCUGAUUUGACGGUCAGUUCAGCCUCAGCUGCGCCAUUAAUACAAAAUUGGAGGGUUAAUGAUGAAAUUAGCUUAAGCGACCAUCGUUACAUUACUUUCUCAAUAGAGCAACCGACGACAAUUAAUAUUAUUCGUCGUUACAACCUACCUGGUAGGCGUAAACGUGCUUUUACUACUAGAGUCAAGAAUUUGAUUGAAGGUAUUGAACAACAGCUAACUCAAGCGAACUCUAGAGACGAAUUGGAGAAUUUCACAGUGACUCUACAAAAGUGUAUACAGCAAGCGUGUGAUGACAUAUUGCCACAGCGUAGUACUAAAAAACUGACUACGAUCAAUUGGUGGAGUAGUGAACUUCGUAUUCAGCAGAGGCAAUGUCGCGCAUUACGUCGAAGAAGGUUAAAGACUGAGCGUAGACUAAACCUUCCAGCUAACACCCUCCCAAUUUAUCAACAGGCAAGAGCGAAGUACAAACGUUCAAUUUUGCAGGCUAAAAUCAAUUCAUGGCAUGCUUUUUGUACAGAGUCACAAAACAUCUAUGGUAUUCAUCAUAAGAUUAUGACUGGAAAGCUGUUUAGGCCUGCCCAGUUACACAUCCCUACACGAAUAAAUGUUACUCAGGACUACACAAGGGAAACAUUAAUACAGAUCCUGGAUUCCGUCUUCAGUCAGGAUGACCCAACCGAAGAUUCUAAGCAACAAGCAACUAUACGUACAGAACAGAUGUCUACCAACGUGCCACCGGAUAGGGAUAUUACAUUGAAAGAACUAAAACAUAUAUUAGCGCAUUUGCCAAAGAAAAAGGCCCCUGGCCCUGAUGGCAUUGAUUAUGCAAUCGUUAAAACAGUCGUUUUGGCCAAGCCAACAAUCUUUGUUAGCUUUUUCAAUAAAUUACUAGCUACGGGUACAUUCCCGAAAUCGUUUUAA